CCUCGCCUUGCUCCUCCCCAGCCCCGCAUCACCUGGAAGCCCCUCAGGAGAAGCCCCCGGGAUGGCCGGGAAGGACGAGAAGGAUGGAAAGGAGGGAAGCACGGACGGCUGGGCCGGCAUCGAGGAGCGCCUGGAGAAGAUUCGGGAGAGCCUCCGGAGCCGCUCCUCGCCGCCCUCCCGCCGCGUCCAGCACUGCGACCGCGCCCUGCGCACCUGCGUGGAGCAGCUGGCCCUGCCCGGCGGGCUGCUAGCCCAGGGCUGCCAGCUCCUCACCCUGGCCCAGGAGGCCACCCACACCUACCUGAGCCUGGUCCCCGACCCCCCUCACCUGUACCUGGAGAAAAUCCUGUUCCACGUGCUGCGCAACGCCGCGGGCUGGCUGGGCCCGCACGCCUGGAGCGCGGCCGAGCUGCUGCGGGCGCGGCUGCGGCGCUGCCCCCGCCGCGGCGACUGGGCCGCCGUCACCCGCGGCGCCUUCAGCGUCCUCUGGAGGGCUGCACCCUCUCUGGCCGGGCCUGAGCGGCCUCGGGAGGAGGGCAGGGCGGUGCUGACCGCCAGGAUGCGCGCCCUGCAGUUCCUGCUGCUGCUGGAAUGCCAGGAUGGAGAAUCCCGCGAAUCUUUCCAACCUCCUUUUUUCACCUCGCACACCGCCCAGCACGCCGCGGCCGCUGCCGCUCUCUACGAGGCUCAGAGAGCUCCAUGCCCGCUUUUCCUGGCCAGGCAGCUCAGGGAAUUGCUGCUGGACACGCUGCAGGGUGAAGCUCCCCACCUGCAGCACUCCCUGUGCCACCUGGAGCUCACCCUGGAGCGCUGCCGCCACCUUUGCAAAGCGCGGCGCCACCGCGACGCUCUGGACGCCCUAGAAGAUUCCAGAAGGUUUUCAGGAGCUGGGAAUUCUCUGGGAGCUCCUCUGGAGGUGCUGGAGGCCGGGAUCCAGCUGAGCAGGGCGGUGGCCAAAGGUGGGGCCGGAGUUCAGGGCGUGGGGCCGGCGCUGUGCCGGGCGGGAGCGGCGCUGCGGGCGGAAUGUUCCGGAAGGAUCCUGCGGGUGCUGCUGGAAUGUUCCCAGUUCGUGCUGGCCCAGCUCGGGGAGGUGCUCAGGAGGAGCCAGGAGCUGCCCCUCGGCUUCCAGGAGCUCCCUGGUGUUUGUGGGUUCUGCCAGGGCCACGGGCGGGCGCUGCGGCGGCUGCUGGCACAGGUCCCCCCUGACUCCACCAAGGAGCAGCUGAUGGUGAAGCAGCUGCUGUUCCACAGCCUGCAGCUCUUCUCCAACGCCAUCCACGAGAUAUUCCAACAUUGCCAGCCCUCGGAGUGGCCGGAGCUGGCGCAGGUGACCACGAGCUGUGUCCGGAGCGUCACCUGGAUGCUGGAGGGGCUGGAGGGGCUGCCCGAGGCUGAGGGGGGCAAAUUCCUCGAUGUCACCGCUGCAGCUGCCUUCCGCCUGGGCCAGGCCUUCCAGAGCCGGAACCUUCCGGAAGCGGCCGGAGCCGUGUGCGAGCCCCUGUGCCGGGCGGUGCUGGCCGGACACGGCUACGGCCGGCCUGGAGUGACCCCCGAGAGGCUCCACAGGUGUUUCCGGCUGCAGGUGGAGAGCUGGCGCUGCCGGGGCCGGCACGGCCGCGCCAUGGACGCCGUGGCACAGUGGCUGCUGGCCCUGGGGACACGCCUGGGCUCCCUGGUGGCCGAGCCCGUGGCGCUCUGGGCCCGGAUCAAGGUGGAGGCGGCAAAACAGGGAGAGGAGGAGCUGAGGCUGAGGACCCUGCGGGACGCUCUGGAAUCCCAAUCCCAGUCCCAAUCCCUGCCUGGGGACGCCCUGGUGGCCCUGCUGCUGGCAGAGCUGCAGGCCUACAAAUCCCUGCGGGGCCCCACGGCCUCGGAGCGCUACAGCGUCCUGUGUGACCUGCUGGAACUGGGGGACACCCUGGGAAUGGGGGAGAGCCCAGGAAUGGGGGAGACCCCAGGAAUGGGGGAAACUCCAGGAUUGGGGGAAACUCCAGGAUUGGGGGAGCCCGGCCGGAGCCUGGCCAGGGCGGUGGCGCUGCUGGAGCUGGCCCAGCUGCUCUGCAGCCACAGCUUCAGCCCCCACACUGACUGCUCUGCCCUGGAUGCCAUCCAGGAGUCCCUGGUGCUGCUGGAGUCGCUGUCCCACAAUUCCCAAGCCCAGAAUUCCCAAAUCCAGGCUCGGCUCCUGGACGAGCGCGCCCAGGCCCUGCUCUGGCUGCACAUCUGCACCCUCGAGGCCCUGGUGGAAAAGAGCGUGGCCCGGGAGCGCCGGGGGCGGCACCCGGAGCUGUCGGAGCCCCCCGAGGCGGGGCCGGGGGCGGGGUCCGAGCCCGAGGGGGAGCGGCCCCAGCCCGGGGAGGGGAUCCGGGCCAGCCUGGGCUCGGACUGCGCUCUGUGCCAGCCCCUGGAUGAAGCCUUUUCCCUGUGGGAGCAGCUGCUGGAGAAUCCUGGAAUUCCUGAGGUGCGCAGCCCCGAGCAGACCCUGAGCUCCCUGCAGCUCCUGGGCUCCCUCUACCAGCUCCAGAACAAGCCCCUGCAGGCCCUGCAGAGUUUGCGGCUGCUGCGAGCGCUGUGCCUGAGGCUGGGGGAUCCCCUGGGGGCUGCCAGAGCCCUGAGCCAGCUGUGCAGGCUGCUGCUGCAGCUGGGCUGCCCUGCCCAGGCCCAGAUGUUCCUGGAGGAGUUGGAAUCAAACCUGGGGCGGGACGGGGACGCCGAGGAAUCGCGGCUGCUGCGGCACACGGGGCUGCUGCUGCAGAGCCACCUGUGCUGCCUCCAGAACCAGGUGGAGCAGGGCGUGUCCCUGCUGCUGCAGGCCCUGGGUGACCCCCAGUCCCUCAGAGCCACCCGGGGCUGGUUCCUGGCCCGGGCCCAGGGGCUGCAGCUCGUGGCCGCGUUCCUGGAGCUGCCCCCGGCGCGGCUGAAAGCGCCACUGAGGGAGCUGAUCCAGCGGCAGGGCUGGAGCACCCCCCAGGUGGCCCUGCUGGAGGCCCAGAAGCUGCUCCGCAGCGUCCUCGUGUCCCUCAUGGGCAGCGACGUCCUGGGGAGCGCCCGGAGCCUGCAGGGGGAGGAGCCCGACAGCGGCCCGGCUCUGGUGCACAAGUGGCAGGUGCUGGGGGACACCCUGAGCUGCUGCCAGCGCCUGGUGACACUGCUGGGACACUGUGAGGUGCUGUGCAGGGCCAGGGCCUUCUGCAGCGAGGGACUGACCCUGGCUGGACACCUGCAGGCUGCCCGCUGGUGCUCGUGGUUCCUGGUGCUGCAGGCCCAGCUGGAGCUGCAGCAGGGGGAGCUGGAGCUGAGCCAGUCCCACCUCCAGCACGCCCAGUUCCUGCUGCAGCCGGGCACUGACCCCAAACCCCUUCAGCGCCACCCUCGCCGCCGUGCCCCCAUCCACCUCCAGAAGGGUUUUAUGGCCAGGAGGAUCCCCCAGGACCCCAGACCCGACCCCAAAGCCGACCCCAAAGCCCCCAACCCCACUGAGGAGGACGAGCAGUUCCUGCAGGGCCCCGAGCUGGCCCAGCUGCCCCCGGCCGCGCUCCCGGAGCCCCCGGACGCUCUCACGGCUUCACCCCAACUCCGACCGAGCAGGAAGAAAAUUCUGGAAUUCUUCAGCCACCCCACAAACUGUGGGUGUUCAUUCUGCUCAGACCCGGCCCUGCUGGCCCUGGGGCUGCGCUGGCUGCUGGGCCAGGCCCGGGUGUGGCUGCUGGCCGGGGAGGUGGCCCCGGGGGUGGCCCUGGUGAGGGGGGUGCUGGCCCGGUGUGACAGCGCUGGCACCAGGCUGGAACGGGAGGUUGAUUUUGGGAGUGGGGACAGCUCUGGGAGUGGGGUCAUGGGUCUGCAGGGUGAUUUUGGGACUGGGGACAAUUCUGGGAGUGGGGACAGGGUCAGGGGUCUGCAGGGUGAUUCUGGCAAUGAGGUCAGGGGUCUGCAGGGUGAUUUUGGGGAUGGGGACAAUUCUGGGAGUGGGGUCAGGGGUCUGCAGGGUGAUUUUGGAAUUGGGGACAAUUCUGGGAAUGGGGACAGCUCUAGGAAUAGGGUCAGGGGUCUGCAGGGUGAUUUUGGAAUUGGGGACAAUUCUGGGAUUGGGGACAGCUCUGGGAGUGGGGACAGCUCUGGGAAUAGGGUCAGGGGUCUGUGGGGUGAUUCUGGAAUUGGGGACAGCUCUGGGCACAGGGACACCAUCAGGGAUGGGGACAGGGAUCUGCAGGACCCCUCUGAGAACGGGGACACCAUCAGGAACCCCUCUAGGACCAGGGACACCCUUGGGGACCUUCCUGGGGACAAGAAAAUGCCAGACCCCUCUGGGAAUGGGGACACUUUUGGGGACAGGGAUCAGCUGGUGCUCUCCAGGGAUGGGGACACCCUCCAGGGCCACCCCAGCCACGGUGCCACCUUUAGGGACAGGGCCCUGUCCCCCCCAGGCCCUCUGGCCGAGCUGGUGGCCGCUGCCUUCUCCACCCUGGCCCAGCAGAGCCUGCCCAGUCCCUCCCAGUCCAGCCCAGUUUGGGACCAGGAGCUGGAGCGGGGGCUGACCCUACUGGGCUCCCAAAGUCCCCCCGUGGCCGGCCUGGGGGUGGCCAUGGCCACUCUGCUGCUGGCCAAAGCUGUGUCCACCCUCAGCCACGUGGCCACCACCCUGGGCCGCUCCAUGGAUGAUAUCCUAGCCCAAGCCUGGACCCCAAAACCUCAAAAACCCCAAAAAUCCCCCAAAGCUCCCCCCAAAACCCACAAAGCCCCCAAAACCAAAACAACCAAGACCCCCAAAGUGAAACCCCCAAAAUUUGGGGACGUUUUCACACUGGGGGAUUCAGAGUCUGAGGUGCCCCCCAUCGUGCUGAGGCCUGGGGGGGUCUGUACCCCCCACCCCAAAUCUGGGGUGGCCCCAAAAUCGCUGCUGGGGCUCAGGACCCCGUUCACCAUCUUCAGCGAGGAGCCCUCCCCACCCGGGGGCGGCUCCCGGAUCCGCAGGGCCCCCAAAAUCCCAGCCAGGGUCAAGUCCAGGAUCAGGGUGACUUUCAGUGACAGCGACUCUGAGGAGCCCCAAAUUCCCCCAGAUCCCCCCAAAACCACCCAGAAAAAAUCCUGUGCCCAAAAAUCCCCCGGGAAUUCUCCGGGAAUUGGGGCCCGGCUGCGGCGGGGGCGGCCGAGGAAGGAGCUGGGGACCCCCAAAAAAAGGGAAAAGAGGGAAAAAAUGGGGAACAACCCCGAGGAAAAUCUGGGAAAGAAGGGAAAUGACAUCCCCCAAAGGGCUCUGGAAAAGAGGGGGAAAAGGGGAAACCCCAAAAUGGAAAGUGUGGAAACAGAAAAUCUGGAAAAAAGAAGAAUCCCCCAAACAAAAACUUCAACAAAGAAGGAAAAACCCCAAAAAUCUCUGGAGCAGAAGGAGAACAGAGGCCCCAGGAGGGAGAGGAGGGAGAGGGGAAAAGCCCAAAGUGGAAUUUUGGAGGAAAAGAAGAACUGGGAGUUGGAAUUUGGGGAUUUUGAGGAGAGGGAUCCCCUGAGGGCCGUGGAGGAAGAGGAGGAGGAGGAGGCAGAAAUGAGCUUUGAGCUCCCCCCGCUGCCCCCAGGUGGGGUCAGGGAGGGAAUUCCAGGAGUUGGGGACCAAAGGGAUCCCCCAAAUCCAGAGGGGAUCCCCCAAAGCUCCACCCAGGACGGUGUCCCCUCCCUGCAGGCCGUGCUGUCCCUGCUGCGCCAGGCGCUGGCCUGGCUGUGUCACUGUCCCCCAGGCUCUCUCUAUGCCCAGCUGUGCCAGCUGCUGGCCCUGGCCCUUGGGGACAGGGACCGUGUGGCCACCGCGGGGCUGCUGGCAGAGUCCCUGAGUGUCACCACGCGCCACCAGCUGCUGGCCAUGGUCCAUGGCAGGGCACGGAAGCAGAGGAAAGCGACAGCAGCAGCCAGAGGUGACACCGGAGGUGACACCGGAGGUGACACCGGAGGGGACAUCUCAGAUCAGCUCCAGGGCCUCUCCCUGCAGGAUUCCCAAAAUUCCCAAAAUCCCCAAGAGGAUUCCCAGCACUCCCAGCACUCCCAGUCCCACCUGGCCCAGCUCCAGGAGCUUUUCCAGUUCAGCUCCUCGGGGUUGGGGCCGGAGCAGCGCGAAAAGUUCCAGGAGCAGCUGCAGAGGAUUCCCAGCGGUGUGACCGUGUGCCAGCUGUCCCUGGUCAGUGCCACCCCCGGGGCCGUUGGGGACACGCUGCUGCUGACCCGGCUGGAGCGCGGCUCGGAGCCCCUGAGCGUGCGCAUCGCCACCGAGCGCGGCCAGGCCCCCCUGAGCGGGAUUCUCCGGGAAUUCGAGCAGAUCCAGCGGGAGCAGCGCGAGGCCAACGCCUGCACCGAGCGCCGGGAGUGGUGGGAGCGGAGAUCCCGCCUGGAUCAGCGCAUGCAGAGCCUGAUCCAGAGCCUGGACUCGGAGGUUUUGGGGUGCUGGAGGGGGCUGCUGCUGCCCCAGGACCCCCAGAGCUCCCCCCUGGAGGAGCAGGAACUGUCCCAGCUGCUGCAGGAGCUGCGGGAGUGCGGCUGGGACAGCCCCGAGCCCGCCCUGCUGCGGGCCGUGCUGCCGGCGCUGUCCCCCGCCGCUGUCCCCUCUCUGGCCGUGGCGCUGUGCCCGGCGCGGCCGCUGCGCGCGCGGCUCCUGCUGGACGAGGCCCUGGAGCGGCGCCGGGAGCGGCCGGGGGGCGGCACCGGGACCCUGGUGCUGCUGCUGGACAGGCACCUGCAGCGCCUCCCCUGGGAGAGCACCGGGACCCUGCGGAACGUUCCGGUGACGCGGCUGCCGGGGCUGCGCUUCCUGCUCAGCUACGGCCUGGGACAGCAGGGCUCAGUGCUGCAGCGGGGCGUGGAUCCCUCCCGCGCGUUCUACGUGCUGAACCCGCAGCGCGACCUGGGCGGCACCGAGCAGCGAUUCCGGGCCUGGUUCGAGAGCGAGCCAGGCUGGCUGGGGGUCACCGGCGCGGCCCCGACCCCGCAGCAGCUGCAGGAGGCGCUGGGGGAGCGCGACCUCUACAUUUAUGCCGGUCACGGUGCCGGUGCCCGGCUCCUGGACGGGCUCUCCCUGUCCCGCCUGCGCUGCCGCGCUGUCUCGCUGCUCUUCGGCUGCUCCAGCGCCGCCCUCGCCCCCCGGGGGGGGCUGGAACCCACCGGGACCGUCCUCAAAUUCAUCCUGGCCGGGUGCCCCCUGGUGCUGGGGAACCUUUGGGAUGUCACAGACCGGGACCUGGACCGCCUGGCUGAGGCUCUGCUGCGGGGGUGGCUGGGGGGGGGUCCUGGGACCCCCCUGCUGGCCCAGCUGGCCCAGGCCCGCCAAGCCCCCAGACUCAAAUCGCUCAUUGGAGCCGCCCCCGUGGCCUAUGGGCUGCCAGUGAGUCUGUGCUGAGGGGGGCUGGGACCCCAGACCCACCUGGGCUGAGCUUGGGGGACCCCAGACCCACCUGGGCUGAGCUUGGGGGACCCCCAGACUCACCUGGGCUGAGCUUUGGGGUCCCCUCAGUGCCCCCAGACUCACCUGGGCUGAGCUUUGGGGUCCCCUCAGUGCCCCCAGACUCACCUGGGCUGAGCUUUGGGGAUCCCUUGGUCACCUGUGGGGACCCCAGACUCACCUGGGCUGAGCUUGGGGGACCCCAGACCCACCUGGGCUGAGGGGUUGGGGUCCCUUUGUCACCUUUGGGGACCCCAGACUCACCUGGGCUGAGCUUUGGGGGUCCCUUUGUCACCUCUGGGGACCCCAGACCCACCUGGGCUGAGCUUGGGGGGUCCCUUUGUCAUCUUUGGGGACCCCAGACCCACCUGGGCUGAGCUUGGGAGACCCCAGACCCACCUGGGCUCAGCUUUGGGGACCCCAGACCCACCUGGGCUGAGCUCUGGGGACCCCCAGACCCACCUGGGCUGAGCUUGGGGGACCCCCAGACUCACCUGG
Molecule: messenger RNA, 7915 nt
Organism: Catharus ustulatus (Swainson's thrush)
Lineage: Eukaryota; Metazoa; Chordata; Aves; Passeriformes; Turdidae
Gene: ESPL1
Product: extra spindle pole bodies like 1, separase
Exons: 33
Coding region: 62-7375 (2437 amino acids)
Biological process (GO): proteolysis; meiotic chromosome separation
Cellular component (GO): cytoplasm; mitotic spindle; centrosome
Molecular function (GO): cysteine-type endopeptidase activity; protein binding
Source: RefSeq, a predicted model, not a curated record